AUGCUUACAGCUGUUCAGCCCUUCUCACUGCGCGCAGCGGCCCUAUUUAUCGGUACCGGUCUUAUAUUAGUGGGUUACUUUCAAUAUGAAAAGGCACGGUUGGAGAGGAAGAGGGUGGUCGAGAUGAGUAAAGGGUAUGGAAAGCCCAAGGUUGGAGGACCAUUUACAUUGCAAGAUCUGGACGGGAAGGAAGUUACAGAGAAGGAUUUGUUAGGGAAAUACAGUAUUAUAUACUUCGGCUUCACCCACUGUCCAGACAUCUGCCCUGACGAACUCGACAAGCUAUCCGCAGCAAUCGACAUCCUCAACGCCAACCCGUCGAGCGCAAACACAUUCCGAUCCAUCUUCAUGUCCGUUGAUCCAGCCCGCGACACACCCGCCGUCCUCAAAUCCUACCUCGCCGAAUUCCACCCUCAGAUCCAAGGCCUGACAGGAACAUGGCAGCAAAUCAAAGAUACAUGCAAAGCAUAUCGCGUGUAUUUCUCUACACCACAAGAUCUCAAGCCAGGAGAGGAGGAUUACUUGGUCGACCACAGCAUAUACUUCUACGUCAUGGAUCCUGAAGGAGACUUUGUCGAGUGUAUAGGUAGACAGGACACACCGGAAAGUGCGGCUGGAAUCAUUCUAGAGCACAUCAAGGACUGGAGGAAGGAUGGGAAGAAGAUCGAUCAGACCCCAUUGCAGUUUAAGAAUGAGGCUGCGAUGAGGACGAGUCAGGGUAGGAGUAGUGAGAUUGGAGGUGUGGCAAAUAGAGCCAAUGCGCCUGCUUAG
Lithohypha guttulata is the source of this 771-nucleotide messenger RNA. RefSeq names its product Cu-binding protein (gene SCO1). Gene Ontology annotation, cellular component: mitochondrial inner membrane. The coding region runs from base 1 to 771 and encodes 256 amino acids. Gene Ontology annotation, molecular function: copper ion binding; copper chaperone activity. The transcript has 2 exons. The record is from RefSeq and is a predicted model, not a curated record. Lineage: Eukaryota; Fungi; Ascomycota; Eurotiomycetes; Chaetothyriales; Trichomeriaceae. Gene Ontology annotation, biological process: intracellular copper ion homeostasis; mitochondrial respiratory chain complex IV assembly.